Molecule: messenger RNA, 2261 nt
Organism: Lycium barbarum (goji berry)
Lineage: Eukaryota; Viridiplantae; Streptophyta; Magnoliopsida; Solanales; Solanaceae
Product: putative glycerol-3-phosphate transporter 1
Exons: 3
Coding region: 257-1780 (507 amino acids)
Biological process (GO): transmembrane transport; phosphate ion homeostasis
Cellular component (GO): membrane
Molecular function (GO): glucose 6-phosphate:phosphate antiporter activity
Source: RefSeq, a predicted model, not a curated record
ACCACUCUUUCCCACACUCUGCUUUACUAAAAGCUUCGAUAACUUAAACCUUCCUUUUUUUUUUUUUUUUUUUGUGGGUUAAGCAACUGAAAGUUUGUGAAUAGUUAUUCACAUAGACUCAGUGAGAGUGCCUUAUUUUGUAGAGGAAGACAUAAUAGUUAAUUUCAGAAAGAUAAGGUUGUUUUUUACUCGAUAUGUAAAAGAAGGAAAGGUUAUCAUUUUAUCUUGAUCAACCAAGUUCCUUCAGUGGCUAUUAAUGGAGUCACCUACAGAGCCAACCACGAAGAAGAAUAACAACAAGCCCUUGGGAAUUCGAUAUAUAGAGAGCAUACAGAAGUCAAGCCUGUCUUUCAAGACAUAUCAAGUCAUUGUUCUACUUGUGACAUUUUUUGCAUAUACAAGUUACCAUGCUAAUAGAAAAACUACAAGCAUCGUGAAACAAGCACUCGAUCCCCAAUCACUAGGUGUUGGUCCGAAUUUACCAUGGCAACGAAAUAGUACGUUUAGAGAUGGCUGGUUUCCAUUUGAUGGCCCUGAUGGAACAGCAAUGCUCGGUGAUCUUGAUGUGGCUUUCCUAUUUGUGUAUGCCAUUGGAAUGUAUUUCUCAGGGCACGUGGGCGAUAGGAUGGAUUUGAGAGUUUUUUUGACAGCGGGAAUGUUGGGAACCGGUUUAUUCACAGCUCUUUUUGGAGUUGGGUAUUGGGCAAACAUCCAUAGUUUCUAUUACUAUCUGAUCGUUCAAAUGAUAGCUGGAUUGUUCCAAUCCACUGGAUGGCCUUCAGUAGUUGCAGUGGUGGGGAAUUGGUUCGGAAAGAAGAAGAGGGGACUUAUAAUGGGCAUAUGGAAUGCUCACACCUCUGUUGGGAACAUUACGGGGUCAUUGGUCGCCUCAAUCUUAUUGAAAUAUGGAUGGGGUUGGUCGAUGGUUGUUCCCGGUAUACUUAUUGCUUUUAGUGGCAUGAUAGUAUUCCUUUUGUUACCCGUUCAUCCUGAAUCUGUUGGAGGUAGUAAAGAUGAAGACGAAGUGUUAUCUCCCGGAAAAGAAGACGAGGUAGUUAAUGAACCUCUCUUGAGAUCAGACAGAGAAGAGGAAUCAGCUGUGGGUUUUAUAGAAGCAUGGAGGAUCCCGGGGGUUGCGCCAUUUGCUCUUUGCCUUUUUUUCGCCAAGUUGGUGGCUUACACAUUUCUCUAUUGGCUGCCUUACUACAUUAGCCACACAGCUAUAGAUGGACGAUAUUUGUCUAACGAGGAAUCUGGAAACUUAUCAACAUUGUUUGAUGUUGGAGGGGUAGUAGGUGGAAUCCUAGCAGGUUACAUCUCUGAUCAGUUGGAUGCUAGAGCCAUAACAGCUGCUAGCUUCAUGUACUGUGUUAUCCCAGCUCUAUACCUAUAUCGCAGCUAUGGACACAUCUCCAUGACUAUAAACAUCAUCCUCAUGGUGAUUACUGGAAUGUUUGUGAAUGGCCCUUAUGCAUUGAUAACAACUGCCGUUUCAGCUGACUUAGGAACACAUAGCUCUUUGAAGGGUAAUUCACGAGCACUUGCAACUGUCACUGCUAUUAUUGAUGGAACUGGCUCAAUUGGUGCUGCGGUUGGACCAUUUAUAACGGGUUACAUUUCAGCGAAGAGCUGGAAUGCAGUUUUUGUAAUGUUGAUGGGAGCAGCUUUAAUUGCUGGUUUAUUUUUGACUAGGCUAGUUGUAACCGAGGUGAAUGGAAAGAUUCAAGAAUCGAGGUCUCAAGGAUCAUCCAGACCAAUGUCUAUCGAUCUUGAAGUGUGACUGCCAUACAAUUGUGUGAUAAAUCCAAAUGCAUUUUCAGACGCAGUUUGGAUAUUAGACUUUGGUCAAAGGGAUGAAAAGGUAGAAAUGCUCAAAUCAAAAUGGCCUAGGAUUUUGUAUGGAGUACAACUUAAGAUGGGGAUAUGAAUUCUUCUUGAUUUUGUGAGACUGACUCUGAAAGGGAGAAAACUGGAGAUGACUCCUCUGGUCAUCGUAUAUACGUAUUCACAUGUACAUUUUGUGUGCCAUAAAGGAUCAAACACCUAGAUGUAAAAUAGUAUUAGUGUGGUUGGGAGUUUGUACGCAUUUUUCGUUUGAUUCUUGCCAAAUGCCAAUACAUCCUCCAAAAUAAAAGUUUUUUUUUUCCAUACCACUGUAUAUGUUGAUAGUGACACUGUGGUCAUGUAUCGAAGCCCUGGCCAAAAAGCCUUGUACAACUUAAUUGGAUGGGACAACUACUAAUUGAAUUUUGUUGAUAAUU